AAGUGGGUUCUCGUAACCCGGAAGGGGGUUCCUUCUCUGGCUGUCCUCUUGAUGUUUUCUAGCUGCUGCUCCUUCUGCAGCUAAGGGAGGCGUCGCGGAAGGAUGGUGUGCGAAAAAUGUGAAAAGAAACUUGGUACUGUUAUCACUCCAGAUACGUGGAAAGAUGGUGCAAGGAAUACCACAGAAAGUGGUGGAAGAAAGCUGAACGAAAAUAAAGCUUUGACCUCAAAAAAAGCAAGAUUUGAUCCAUAUGGAAAGAAUAAGUUCUCCACUUGCAGAAUUUGUAAAAGUUCUGUGCACCAACCGGGUUCUCAUUACUGCCAGGGCUGUGCCUACAAAAAGGGUAUCUGUGCGAUGUGUGGGAAAAAAGUUUUGGAUACCAAAAACUAUAAGCAAACAUCUGUCUAGAUGUAUUAAUGAAGUUUUUGCCUUUCUAUAUGAUUUUACUUUUUGUUUUGAAUUUUUAAGGCAUAACAUAGUUGUUCAGGUUACAAAAUAAUGUGUUUUAAGACAAUUAACUUUAAACCACGGAAGUUAAUUGGUAUUAUUCUUUUGCUCUCAAGAAGUUCUGAACAGCAACAAUGUAAUUAGUUUUCUGCCAUAAGUUGUUAUUUUCCUUACAAGCAUCUUAUCAAAUUGGAGUAAGUGGCAAAUUUAACAAAAAAAAUGUUUUCCCAGUAC
Equus quagga is the source of this 681-nucleotide messenger RNA. RefSeq names its product CXXC repeat containing interactor of PDZ3 domain (gene CRIPT). Gene Ontology annotation, biological process: cytoplasmic microtubule organization. The transcript has 5 exons. Gene Ontology annotation, molecular function: microtubule binding; PDZ domain binding. The record is from RefSeq and is a predicted model, not a curated record. NCBI's taxonomy places the organism in Eukaryota, Metazoa, Chordata, Mammalia, Perissodactyla, Equidae. Bases 103 to 408 code for a protein of 101 amino acids. Gene Ontology annotation, cellular component: dendrite.